Messenger RNA from Purpureocillium takamizusanense, 1156 nucleotides. It is a transcript of the gene ATP3, whose product is annotated as atp3 gamma subunit of the F1 sector of mitochondrial F1F0 ATP synthase. Lineage: Eukaryota; Fungi; Ascomycota; Sordariomycetes; Hypocreales; Ophiocordycipitaceae. The coding region runs from base 113 to 1021 and encodes 302 amino acids. The record is from RefSeq and is a predicted model, not a curated record. Gene Ontology annotation, biological process: proton motive force-driven ATP synthesis. Gene Ontology annotation, molecular function: proton-transporting ATP synthase activity, rotational mechanism. The transcript is spliced from 4 exons.
CGAACAGCACGACACGACACUCCCUCUCCCCCCAAUCAAUUGAUCCCGUCCCGCGAGAUCAAUUGGGUCACCGCCGGUCAGAGGCUCGAUUCGUCUUUUCGCACCUGUCACGAUGCUGUCACGCGCGGCCCGACCGGCUCUCCGAGCUGCAGCCUCAGCUCCUGCCCGCGCUGCCACCGCCGGCAACGCUGGCGCGGCUGGGUAUGCGACCCUCCGCGAGAUCGAGGGCCGCCUCAAGUCCAUCCGCAACAUCGAGAAGAUCACCAACACGAUGAAGAUUGUCGCCUCCACCAAGCUCACCCGCGCCCAGCGCAGCAUGACCGAGUCGCGCAAGUACGGCCAGACCUCCAACGAGGUCUUCGAGUCGGCCGAGACCACCACCGCCGAGGGCGAGGAGAAGAAGUCGCUCAUCAUCGUCUGCUCCUCCGACAAGGGCCUCUGCGGCGGUAUCCACUCUGGCAUGAGCCGCAGAAUCCGUGCUCUGUAUGCCAACGAGUCGCCUUUUGACCUCGUCAUCGUCGGCGAGAAGUGCAAGGCCCAGCUUCAGCGCACCAACAGCAAGAACAUCCAGCUCACCUUUGCCGGCGUCGGCAAGGACGUCCCUACCUUCGCCGAUGCCCAGGCCAUCGCCGACCAGAUCGUCAUGCUCCCCACUGAAUACACCGACGUCAAGAUCCUGUACAACAAGUUCAUCAACGCCCAGAGCUACGAGCCCACCUUCAUUGAGGCAUUUUCCGAGGAGGCUAUUGCCCAGUCUCCCAACAUCUCGUCGUUCGAGGUUGACGACGAAGUUCUGUCCAACCUCCGCGAGUACAGCCUGGCCAACUCCCUGUACUGGGCUCUUGCCGAGGGCCACGCCUGCGAGCAAUCUGCCCGACGAAACGCCAUGGACAACGCUUCCAAGAACGCCGGUGAGAUGAUUGGCAAGUACCAGAUUCUCUACAACCGUACCCGACAGGCCGUCAUUACCGGAGAGCUGGUUGAGAUCAUCACUGGUGCCACCGCCUCGGAGGACAUGUAAAUGGUGUGAGAAAAUCCAAGCCGGAGUUGAACGAUUCCCUUUGUACCAAAGCUAGAGGUUACCCGCAGUGGUUUCCGCAGUGUAUCAAAGCCUCCAAUAAAUUCCUUACAGUAGACUAUUCUACUUCAUUAUUUC